CAAUUAUAUAGAUGACUUGAUUAUAGAACAAACAAAAUUGUUUAAAGGAACGCAGUCAAGGUUAAUGCGUACCUACAAGGAAAAGUUGUCUUCAAAGAAACAAAUAAGAAUGAUCAUUAUUGUGUGCAUUGCUAAAUAAUACAAUCAAUUUUAAAAAAGCUGAACUUAUUUGUUUUAAAUAAGAUGACAUCUCUUGCGAUAACACCUACAAAUACAAAAAGAUUUCCUCAGGCCAGAAAUGUACGUCACGGUAGCGUUAUUGAUUUGGACAUUGACAUGUUUCUUAAGAUAUCAAAUUAUGAAGACACAGUUAGACAACUUGAUAUCUAUUAUGGAAUUGUUAAGAGACAAUUGCUACGUUACCAGAGUUGCAUAACAGGUCUUUUUCCACAAAUUUCAAAUGACAAGAAAGUUGGAAGUGUACGAGAAAGUAUUUAUUGUGCUGCUGCUGUUUGGAGUUUGUACCAAGCAUAUAGACGUAUAGAUGAUGAUCGUGGCAAAUCUUAUGAACUUGGACAAUCGGCUGUAAAAUGUAUGCGUGGAAUUUUAGAAUGUUGGGUAAAACAGUCUCCACGAAUAGAGUUAUUUAAACGCAACCAAUGUAACCGCUUUGCAUUGCAUUGUAAAUUUCAUUUAGAUACUGGUGAUGAAAUUUUUAAAGAUGCUGAUUAUAAUCAUUUGCAAAUAGAUAUUGUUUCUCUCUAUUUGAUAUUUUUGGUACAAAUGAUUUCCUCUGGAUUACAAAUUAUAUAUACUCAAGAUGAAGUAGCAUUUAUACAAAAUCUUGUAUAUUAUGUAGAAAGAGCAUAUCGUACACCAGAUUAUGGCAUGUGGGAACGUGGUAGCAGGUAUAAUGAUGGUACACCUGAAAUACAUGCAAGUUCAAUCGGCAUAGCUAAAAGUGCUCUUGAAGCUAUUAAUGGAUGCAACCUGUUUGGAGAAAAGGGAGCAUCUUGGUCAGUCAUAUAUGUUGACAUUGAUGCACACAAUCGAAAUCGUAGCAUUUUUGAAACAAUGCUUCCAAGAGAAUCUAGUUCUAAGAGUGUAGAUACAGCUUUAUUGCCAACAAUAUCUUUUCCUGCAUUUGCCACCCAUGAAGAAGUCUUGUACAAUGAAACAAAAGCAAAUAUAGUUCGAAGAUUAAGAGGCAAUUAUGGGUUUAAGAGAUUUGGUAGAGAUGGAUAUAAGACAGUUUUAGAAAGCAAAGAUCGACGCUAUUACAAAUCCGGUGAAAUCAAGGAGUUUGAUAAUAUAGAAUGCGAAUGGCCAUUAUUUUAUAUUUUUAUGAUCAUUGAUGGUGUUUUUAAAACCCUGCCAGAACAAGUGGAAGAAUACCAGAAUUUAUUAAAAGAACGAAUGUACAAAGAUAUUAAUGGGGAUCCCGUUGUACCUAUGUAUUACUAUGUUCCUGAGGAAAGCUUUGAAGCAGAAAGAAACGAUCCUGGUAGUACUUAUCGAAUACCAAGUAAUGAAGGAAGAGGGCAAAAAAGUUCUACAGAUACAGAACCUGGCCCUAUGUAUCUAUGGAAUCAAGCUAUGUUGAUAAUUGCUCAACUACUUACUGCUGGUUUAUUACAUAUUAAUGAACUUGAUCCAAUUAGACGUUAUCUUCCUUCAUACAAUAGACCAAGAAAAGCUGGAAGGUAUUCAGCUUUUCAAGGUACUCAUACUGAUCUUGUAGUACAAAUCAUUCUUAUUGCUGAAUCUAUGCGAUUACAAGCUAUGAUGGCAACAUAUGGUAUACAAACACAAACACCACACGAAGUGGAACCUGUACAAAUAUUAUCAUCUACACAAUUGGUAAAAGUUUAUGAAAAAUUAGGAGUGAAUAAUAAAUUAAAUCUACAAGGUCGACCAGCUAGACCAAUUGGGUCUUUAGGUACCAGCAAGGUGUAUAGAGUGUGUGGUAUGACAGUUCUUUGUUAUCCUCUAAUAUUUGAAGUGUCAGAAUUUUACUUAUAUAGGGACAUGGCUUUACUAAUCGAUGAUAUCAAAACUGAGCUUCAGUUUGUAGGUAAAUAUUGGCGACUUUCGGGUCGACCUACUGUAUGUCUGUUAAUACGAGAAGAACACAUGAGAGAUCCACAAUUUAAAGAAAUGCUUGAUCUUUUUGCUAUGUUAAAGAAAGGAUAUUGUGAUAAAACAAAAGUAAGAAUUGGUCGAUUGCAAAAUCUUAUUUCAUCUUCAUGUAUUGAACAUUUAGAUUUCGUAAACACUGUAGAAACAAAUCUUGAACUUGCUCAAUUUAAGCAGUUAGAACAUGAUUAUAUUGGGUAUCAAAGUUUAACAGAUGUACCUAAAGCUUUAGCUUAUACAGAAAAUAUAAAAGAUUAUUCUAAUUAUAUGAAUGAACCAUUAUACAAUAUAUUAAAUGAGAUUCGAAAUAAUAAAAGCCUUUAUACUUUAUGUCAACUUUAUUUUAUUUUGUUAAAACGAGAAGGUAUUAACUACGAAAUUAAUGAAAUGACAGUUGGAGAUCACUUGAAAUCAUUGUAUCAACAAGCAGGUUGUCUCAGAUAUUGGAUGGUCGUUCGUUAUUGUAGUAGUUUAUUAAACCAUACCGUUGACAGUAUAAGUCCUUUUAUAACAGGAGUUCUUGUUAAAGGAAAACAGAUAACAGUUGGAGUAAUUGGACAGGAAGAAACAGUAUUUGAUAAACCAAUGACACCUACAGAAAUUCAAUCAGUAAUGUAUUCUACAAUUCAACCACAUAAUGUAGUGCAAGCAGUACUUCAACAAGAGGUUUUAUUAUACUGUGGUAGGCUUAUUGGAACAAAUCCGGAAAUGUUUAAAGGAAUAUUGAAAAUUCGUAUUGGGUGGGUUUUAGAAGCAAUAAAGCUUUAUCUGCAAAUGUUUGUUAAAAAUUUUAAACCAAUUGAAAAUUAUAGUCCAUAUGAGAUUCGUCGAUUUCUCAUAAAAGUAUUAACGGUUAAAGAUUGGGCCAAUGAUGAAAAACUUACAGUUUUAGGACGGAGAAAAAUUGAAGGAUGUUUAUGUAGGGUACCUGCGCAUUUUUAUAAUCAUGUCUGGGAAGUAUUAAUGCGUUGUCCAGAUGGUAUUUCUGUUAAUGGACGAGAAUUGCCUCAACAACCUACUUUAUCUAAUAUGACUCGCUCAGAACUUACGUUUGCCUUGCUUGUGGAGUCGUUACUACAUCAUAUACAAUUACCAGAGUAUCGCCAAAUUAUCGUAGAGUUACUUACCACGGUAUCAACAAUUUUACUACGAAAUCCAGAAUUAAGUUUUCAGAAACAGUUAAAUCUUAAUAAACUUGUUGAAGAUAGUUUUCUUAUGUAUUGCAAGGAUCACAAUUUAGAGAAAACUACUGAUCAGACAUUAUUUUUCUCUGCUCACUACUCAAUAACUACAGGAUAUCUUGCUAGGGCUGUAGUUAAUAAUGUACUUACUGGAGGAUGUUUUGCAACUAUUCAUGACAUUAACGACGCAAUUGAAAACAGAGAAACUUGCAAAAUUACAUAA
Habropoda laboriosa is the source of this 3480-nucleotide messenger RNA. Its product is annotated as probable phosphorylase b kinase regulatory subunit beta. NCBI's taxonomy places the organism in Eukaryota, Metazoa, Arthropoda, Insecta, Hymenoptera, Apidae. Bases 184 to 3480 code for a protein of 1098 amino acids. The record is from RefSeq and is a predicted model, not a curated record. The transcript is spliced from 20 exons. Gene Ontology annotation, biological process: glycogen metabolic process. Gene Ontology annotation, molecular function: calmodulin binding. Gene Ontology annotation, cellular component: phosphorylase kinase complex.